AUGGAAAUGCUUCUUACUGCAGGCAGGCAGCGGCGCCCCCUCCUUCGGGGCCCCGCCGCCGCCGCCAUCCGCGCCACGCCAAGCCCCGCGCUCCGAGGGGGCGUUCCCGAGGCGCGCGUGCGCCGCCUCCCCCGGGCAGGGCCUGCGCUCGCUCGCCCGCCGCCGCCGCCGCCGCCGCCCGCCCCUUCCUUUGUCUGCGACGGGAAGGGGAGCGCGGCUCUUGGCCGGCCCCUGGCUCCUCCCCGCCGCUGGCGCGCGGCAGCUCGGGGCGCGAUAGCCGAAGUGCGCAAAUUCACCAAGCGCCUGAGCAAGCCGGGCACGGCGGCCGAGCUGCGCCAGAGCGUCUCCGAGGCGGUGCGGAGCUCGCCGGGGCUGGAAAAAGCAAAAGUGAUCGAGCCUUUGGACUACGAGAAUGUCAUUGCCCAAAGGAAAGCGCAGAUUUACAGCGACCCGCUCCGGGAUCUGCUUAUGUUUCCCAUGGAAGAUGCAUCUAGUGCUCACCAACCGGACACGAGGAGGAAAUUGCCGUCAACUGUACCAUGGUUCUCCUCCACGUUGUAUCCCGAUGCCACGAAGAAGGCCUUGACCACUACUUGCGGGCUUUCAUCAAGCCCGGGGUGCCACAGGCCAAGAUGACGCAUGAAAUCCUGGCUGUCGCGAUGGCAACAAUUCUCAAGCAGUCGGCAGAUUUCUUGGCCAUCAAUAAGAUGCUGAAGGUGAAACAAGACUGGGAGGGCCUCAUUCCCCGCCCCUUCACCCUGCAAUAAGGCCAAUAUGGCCAAGGGAGUUGGCCGUAGACUUUGAAAGAUGCAUCUCACAGCUGAACUGACCAAAUCAAAACCUUCCCAGUUCAGUUUUCCAUCCAUAAAACGGGAACAACACUGAUUUGCUCUUGUUGACGUACGACAUGUACUGAAAUUGUGUUGAGCUAUUUAAAUUGUUUUAAAAUCUUG
Elgaria multicarinata webbii is the source of this 953-nucleotide messenger RNA. RefSeq lists its product as uncharacterized. Bases 1 to 636 code for a protein of 211 amino acids. The record is from RefSeq and is a predicted model, not a curated record. NCBI's taxonomy places the organism in Eukaryota, Metazoa, Chordata, Lepidosauria, Squamata, Anguidae. The transcript is spliced from 6 exons.